GACGAGGUGGACACCAUGAGACCGACCCAAGGUACCUUGGCGAGUGCUGUAGCUCAGAUAGCGCGCAAGGAGCCACAGUUUGUCCACAAGAUGAAAUUUCUCAUCAUUCUGUCCGCUCUGGUGGCAGCGGCGUCCGCCAGGCCAGGCUUGCUAGUGGCGCCACAGGUGGCAGCACUUGCGACGCCCUUAACCAUCACGAAACUAGUGCCUGGCGCGCCGAUAGGGCUGGACGGGCGAGUCGUGGACACGCCGGAAGUGGCGCUGGCAAAGGCGGAGCACGCGGCAGCCCACAUCAACGAAAGAAUCAAUCUCGCUCAGGAGACGUUGAAAUCGGCCGACGCGAUCGCCAUCGCGGGCCCCCUUGUCGCCAGCAGCGUGGAGCCCAUCGCGGUUGCGGCGAAAAUCGUGCCCGCGGCUCCUCUCGGCCCGGACGGCCGUGUCGUGGACACGCCCGAGGUGGCCCUGGCCAAGGCGGAGCACGCUGCCGCUCACAUAAAUCAGAAGAUCGAGCAAGCUGUCGAGCAAAGGCAAUCCUCCUCUUUGGAGAUCCCUCUUGUCCUGUCCACGUAUUCGGGACCCGUGAUUCAGAAGGUUUUACUUAACGGGCUUUGGCUUACGUGGGCUAACCGAUCGGCCGGCUCCUUCCAGGCCGUGGUCCACGUGGGAGGGGGGCGGAUGAUCACCGCUAUAAAUGCUACCAACGGCCGUUCUCCAGGAACACAAAACGUGAGGCCGUGGAAAGCCGUGGAGCGAGGGAAACGAGCGAGUACUGGCCACACCAGCAGCGCUUUUUCUUUCUUUUUUUUUUUUCCGCGAAGGGGAAAAGCACGAUCGGGGAGGGGAAAAGAGAAAAAGGAGAAGGAAGAGAAAGAGAAAGGAGAGAUCGAAGAGAAAGGAGCCAUGAGGGGAUUGAUUAUUUUCAUCGCAACGGUGGCCAGUUGCAGGGCAGGUUUCCUCGGCUCGCCCUCGUACGGCGAGGCCCAGGUGCACCCCCAACCGGCGCCCCAGAGGUUCGCGCCCCCUGCACCGGUUGGCCAAGACGGAAACGUGAUCGACACCCCGGAAGUCGCGCAAGCGAAGGCUGCCCACUUCGCGGAAUUCGCUAGAGCAGCGGCCAGAGCAGCCGAGGAGAGCAAGAAUCAGCCCCAAUCGGUCGAGUACAACCCCCAGUCCCAACCCUACAACUUUCCCUCCCCCCAACCCCCCGCUUACGUCAGACAGCAAGCGUAUCAGCAGCCAGCGCCCAUCUACCAAUCUGCCCCAGCGCCAACGUACAAUCAACCGAGUCCGGUAUCGGGUUAUCAGCCGCAGUAUACGGGAAAUACGAACUUUGUCGGGCAGCAGAGUUUCUCUGCCAACGUGAAACCCACCCCUUUCGUGCCUGCGCCCCUCGCUGAGGAUGGGACUGUAAUCGAUACGCCGGAAGUGGCCGCUCUUAAGGCCGCCAGGUUGGCAGAAUUGGCCGAGGCCGAGGCGAGGGCGUAUAAGUUUGCACAGGAAUACAAACCGGAAGUCCAAGGCCAAGCUUAUGCUAGUCCACCAGCAGCCCCGGUCCAAUACAAUUCUCCCGCGGCUAGAGUAUUUCCUGGCGCAGCGCCCUCGUAUCCCGCGGCGCAACCAGCGUAUGGCAAACCUGCUUUCCAACCUCAAAAUUAUCAAUCGCAGCAAUUAGUCGGAGCUUAUCUAGAUCGACCGUUCGAGCCAGCCACACUCGUAACCGAGACGUCCGUUUCGUGGUGUCCUAACAGCAUGAUCUUGCUCAUAGUCGUUGCCGCGUCGCUGGUGGCGUCUACGAUCGCCUACGAGGACAGAGAAUACAUUCAGUCGUACAGAGGCCCCCAAGCGCCAUUGACCAGCGAUGGGAUGGUCAUGGACACGCCGGAGGUGGCCCAUGCGAGGGCUGCCCACCUAGCGUUGCACGCUGAAACUAUGGCCAGACUGAGGAAGGCUCAGAACGAUUACGAGAUGAUGUACGAAAAUAACGAAAUGUCGUACGUGCCUCAAGUGAUGGACCCUGUCGAGACCGUGAUGCAGAAGAGGCAGAGGCAGAGGGAAUACAUGCCUUUGGAAAGCGAUGGAAACGCUAUGGAGAAUCCCGAGAUGACGGACGAGAAAAGCCCACGCUUGACAACGCGCGCACGGGCAGCCUCGAAGGCGUCGGAAUUUUACGAGUUUGACAUAUUUGACGGGCGAAAGAAUUUGGUUUACCUGGCGCCUGUACGAGUUACCUACAAACACGCGCCAACAAUGGGUUACAGAGGACCACUAGCGCCGCUCGGCCCCGACGGCCGAGUGGUGGAUACACCUGAAGUGAUGAGGGCGCGCGAGGCGCACAUGAAGGCACACGCUCGCGCCGUGGCGCUCUCCACUCAGAACGAUCUUUACUAUUAAAGUGAGGUUAGAGGAUUCCUCUUCUUGAUUCGUACGUAUGUUAAACCGUUUCAGUUUUUGGUAUUUCUGUUUAAUUAUUCUUGAUAAAUAUCGUUAUGAAAAUAUUAAAUUUUUUUUUGUGAAAUGGAUAGAUUUUUUUUUCACUACGUUUCUUACGUUUUAACGUUCUUUCUACCCGAACAUGUAUGCAAUUUAUCGUAUAAAAUUGUACGCGUGUAUAUCAUUCUAGAGAGUUGGAGAAUUGGAUUUUUCUUAAAAUAAAAUUCGUUCAAUUUUCCGUCGAAUUGUUCGCGCAAUGUAACCUAACCUUUCGCAGCGAUUAUCGAGAGCAGAUUGCUUCGUACCUGAUUUUUUACAUACUUUUUUUUGGGACAGAUGGGAUUUUCGACGGUUUGACGAAAAUUGAACGAAAACUUCUCUCUCCCCCCUUCUAAUUUUGUAAAUAAUAUUACUUAUAUAUAUAUAUAUAUACUCAACUUGAAUAACUCGUCCCAUUUAUUUUACGUAAAAUAACCAUUUUGUUGUUUCACAUUGCUAUCGCUGCAAUUUGAAUUUUAUUGCCAUACAAUUGUUAACGAAUAAUAUAACGUGUGAUUUUUAGAUUUUUAGAUUUUUAAGAUAUAAUAUACAUAUAUAUAUUUAUGAUGGUAGAUGUUAAGUAAUAGUUUGUGAAAAAAUGAAUCGUAUGUUACUUAGAAAAAUUUGUCAUUCUUGCCACCGAAGUGUAUUCUAUAUUUUUUAUUGUCUUUGCAGUGGAAUAAAAUAUGAAUGUGUC
Apis mellifera (honey bee) is the source of this 3166-nucleotide messenger RNA. RefSeq lists its product as uncharacterized. The record is from RefSeq and is a predicted model, not a curated record. Lineage: Eukaryota; Metazoa; Arthropoda; Insecta; Hymenoptera; Apidae.